AUGUUAUUCUCCAAGAAAAAGCACUCUGGAAACCACGCCGUGGUGGAAUUGCCGAAGGAAGCUCUGCGAGAUUCUUUAGUUGCUGCACAAAUCACCUUCAAGCGGUACGCUAACCCCGAUACCAGCGGCACUGAGAGGCCGGGACACUUGCAGGUGGCAUCUGCACCUGUUGUUAAGACCGAGGCAUCUUUGCCAAGGUUAAGGCAUCCUGAACCGAGGACUGUGCGCCAUCAGGACUUAAGGGAAGCGCUUGCCAGCCGUACUGAAAUUGCCUCUGUACCGACGACCCCCCUGGGAGUGGGCCAGCGCGACAUCCAAAGCAGAGCAUCGAAUUUGCCGGGAAAUCUUGCCGCUGCCGAAACUGCUGCGUAUUUGGCCCAUUCAGGCUCAUUUAGCAACAGACCAUCUCCGGUCAACAGCCGAGAUCUGGUCGAUGAUGGGGAAUCUAAGCCGCCGCGUACUCCUUCUGCACUGAGAAGUGAGUUACAGUUAAACAGAGCUAGGAUCCCCCCACCAUCGCAUGAUAUUUCCGAGCGCUCGCGUUCUAUUUCACCGCAGGUAUCUUACUCUACUUCUCUGUCAUCGUCGUCUUCUUUCAUUUCCGAUGAAGAAGACACGUCUUAUAGAGAACGAAGCGUUGACGAGGUGCUUCCUCCAGAGCUCUCCGUUUCUUCCUAUAGUCUCGCAUCCAGGGUCUCGGAAAAGCCCUCUGAAACCUCACAGCAACCGCGAGAAUCGGACUACACUGCAAUGAAUAAACUAAAUGGCGGCAACAUAAUCUACAAGGGCACUCUGCCUGAUCUAAUACCAAGAAGCCAAAGAAAAAUAGGAAAGCCAAGGCUUAAGACCAGGCUUUUAAGAUCUUCGGAUAGCAACGAAUACAACAACAAUUAUCGCCAACAAGAAAGUUUAUCGCGUAUAUACUCGAACCAGCAACAGAACGGUAAGGCGAUUAUAAACACCCAAAAAAAUGUGAAGUUGAAGACUACCAUGAGGCGUGGGAAAUACGCAAUUACGGAAAAUGACGAAACUUUCCCUUAUGAUAAAAGGCCUUCUGAUGUGUCAUCCGAUUCAGAUACUGAUGACGAAUCUGAUUCAAUGAAGAUUGAAAAAAAAAAAAAAAAAAGCCGCCGUUCCAAAUUAAAAAAGGGUUUGAAGACCACGGCAGCUGUAGUGGGAAGCAGCACGUCUGUACUGCCCUUCCCGCGCCACCAUCACCACCACCAUCGCCAACUGCAUAACCCGAGCUCUCACCAUCUGCACACUCAUCAUUACACGAGUCCUCAAAAAUUUAAUGAAGAUAAACCGUGGAAAUCUCAUAGAGACGUUGGGUUUAUCACGGAACAAGAAAGGAAGAGGUACGAAUCCAUGUGGGUUUCUAACAGGUACCUGUAUCUACGCCUGCUACCUUGGUGGCCCACUCUCACUAAUGAAGACAAUGAGCUCAAUCUACAACCAUUGAGUCUACCGCAAGAUGGACUGAUGCUGAAUUUAGUCGUUAAAGAUAUAUGGAAUCGAUCAAACUUACCCACAGACCUUCUCAUACAAAUAUACAACAUGGUGGACACAAGAAAAGAUGGCACCUUGGACAGAAAAUCCUUCAUCGUGGGCAUGUGGCUUGUCGAUCAAUGCCUCUAUGGCCGGAAAUUGACGAAUGAGCUGGACCAGAGAGUCUGGAGUAGCGUGGACAAUCAUAUCCUUGGAGCCAUUAACCCGCAACCAACAACCACUGAUCACCACCACAUUGCUGAUAACGUCCUGGAUAAGCCAUCGAGACUCACCGUACGACAGGAAUUGAAAAACAUUAAACGCGAUCUUAGGAACGUUCGAAUAUGA
Molecule: messenger RNA, 1836 nt
Organism: Saccharomyces eubayanus
Lineage: Eukaryota; Fungi; Ascomycota; Saccharomycetes; Saccharomycetales; Saccharomycetaceae
Gene: TAX4
Product: Tax4p
Exons: 1
Coding region: 1-1836 (611 amino acids)
Molecular function (GO): protein binding
Source: RefSeq, a predicted model, not a curated record